Molecule: messenger RNA, 1680 nt
Organism: Zasmidium cellare ATCC 36951
Lineage: Eukaryota; Fungi; Ascomycota; Dothideomycetes; Mycosphaerellales; Mycosphaerellaceae
Exons: 2
Coding region: 1-1680 (559 amino acids)
Biological process (GO): transmembrane transport
Cellular component (GO): membrane
Molecular function (GO): transmembrane transporter activity
Source: RefSeq, a predicted model, not a curated record
AUGUCUUCAAUCGCAAACAGCAUACACUCGGCACAGGGCGACCUGGAGAAAGCUGACAAGAAGACGGAGGAGCAGCCAUGGACGCCGAGUCGACAGGUCAAACUCAUUGUGCUUGGUCAAAUGUUUGUUGUGUUUGCUAUCUCUCUGGACAUGACCAUCUUGACGGCGACCCUACCGGACGUCGCGCAUGCUCUCGACGCCAAUGCCACGAAAAGCUUCUGGAUCGCUGCGAGUUAUUUGCUGGCCAACGCCGUCGUUCAGCCUCUUAUGGCCGCCUUGGCUGAUGUCUUUGGUCGAAGAAGUGUCAUCUUCUCAGCACUGCUACUCUUCACUGCUGGCUCUCUCAUCUGCGCCCUCGCCAACAAUGUUGCAGCAAUGCUGGCCGGCCGUACCAUCCAAGGCAUUGGAGGUGGCGGCAUUCUCAGUGUCAACCUCAUCAUCCUCUCCGACAUCGUUCCCCUGCGAUGGAGAUCAAAAUACCAGAGCUUCCAACAGCUAUGUGUGUCUGUCGGUUUCAACAUUGCUCCUAUUCUUGGCGGCAUCAUAGUCAAGAAGACGACCUGGCGAUGGCUCUUCUACAUCAACCUGCCCUUCUGCGCUAUCGGCCUGGCUAUCAUCCCCUUCGUUCUGAAGUAUGACCGUCCGAAGUCUACGAUCAAUGAUAAGCUCUCGAAUGUGGACUGGACUGGUUCGACCUUGUUCAUCGUUGGCACGACGAGCUUUCUAGUCGGCAUCACCUGGGGCGGCAGCCAAUUUGCCUGGCACUCGGCCGCAACGCUCGUACCGAUCAUCCUCGGACUGGCUGUUGUCUUUAUUACUGGGCUUUACGAGAAGUUCCUCGCCAAAGUCACCUUCCUGCGCUGCUCGCUCUUCUCAUCCUGGUCAGCAAUCGCCAUCUACGCCUGCACGGUCCUUCAAGGUCUCACUCUCUUCACCGAAGUCUACUUCAUCACGCUCUGGUUCAUCACCGUCAAGCUCUACACACCUCUCGAGGCUGGUACCUACCUCCUUUCCUUCUCCAUGGUCUGCGUACCAGUUUCAGGCAUCGUCGGCCCCAUCAUCGCUCGCGUUGGCUCCUACCGCUGGGCCGUCUGGUCCGGCUGGGUCAUCAACACAGUAGCUUUGGGCGUCCUCAUUCUCCUAGACAUCGACACGCCCACUGUCGCUUGGGUCUUCAUGUUCCUCACGGCUGGAAUCGGUCAAGGACUGCUGUUCAUGGCGCAUUUGGUCGCCUCGCAAGCCGCGUGCCAGCAGAAAGACGCUGCCCACGCAACGUCCAUGUUCAGCUUCUCCCGCAGUCUGGGCCUCUGUCUGGGUGUUGCUCUCGGUGGAACGAUCUUUCAGAAUUUCUUUCACAAUCACGCUCAAUCGCUCGAUGUGCCGGCGAUGGUUGCGGAGAAUGCUGAGGGUUUCGCACACUUGUUGAGGAGUAUGCCCGAUGGUCCUGAGAGGCUGUCCAUCGUCUUGAAUUACGCCUACUCCUUCCAGAUGCUUUUCGCGGUCCUGUGCGGGAUUAGUGGGCUUGGACUUUUGAGCUCUUACUUUAUUGGAGGGCAUUCGUUGAAUCAGGGAUUGGAGAGUGAGCACAGAUUGCGUGGAGAGAGCAGUGAUGAAGAGAAGGCUUGGUCAAAAGGUCUUCUCCAGGGGGACACCUGUAAUGAUAGAGUAGUCAGGAUUUAG